AGCCCUCUAAAAAUGAAGACAUUAAUGCUGUUUAAAUUAUUUUUUAUUUUACUUUUUGUUGUUUUAAUUAAUUCUCAUUAUGUCCACGAGCACCUUUCUCGAGGUGAAAAUAAUAAUAAUUGGCCAGAAAAGAGUUCGUAUGCAGUUGGACCGCAUCUUAGAGGUUGUUAUAGACCUGCACCGGAAGAAAUGCGGAAAGAAAUUAAAAUUACACCUCGACUUUAUGAAUUGGGGUACUUUGAUCCUCUGGAUUUGCCGGAGACUUGGGACUGGCGAAAUGUCAAUGGUGUAAAUUAUGUUUCUGCGGACAGGAACCAGCAUAUACCUCAAUAUUGCGGCUCUUGCUGGGCAAUGGGUUCAACCUCAGCCUUAGCCGACCGCAUAAACAUUAAAAGGAAAAAUGCCUGGCCACCAGCAUAUUUGUCAGUUCAAGAAGUUAUAGACUGUGCAAAUGCUGGAAGUUGUGAAGGUGGAGAUGUUGGGCCAGUUUAUGAAUAUGCACAUAAACAUGGAAUUCCACAUGAGACUUGCAAUAAUUAUCAAGCAAAAGAUGGACAAUGCGAUCCUUAUAAUCGUUGUGGAAGUUGUUGGCCGGAUAGAUGUUUUGAUAUCAAAAAUUAUACUCUCUACAAGGUGAAAGAAUUUGGGCCGGUUUCUGGAAUUAUUAAAAUGAAGGCAGAGAUAUACAAAGGAGGACCAAUUGCUUGUGGAAUUGCUGCUACCAAAAAGUUUGAUGAUUAUGCAGGCGGUAUUUAUAAAGAAAAGACUAAUGAAGAAAUCAACCACAUUAUAAGUGUUGUCGGAUGGGGAAAAGACGAAAACUCAGGAAUUUCUUAUUGGAUUGGCCGAAAUAGUUGGGGCACCGCUUGGGGUGAAAAUGGCUGGUUCCGUAUAGUAACCUCAGAAUAUCGAAAUGGAGGGAAUAAAUAUAAUUUAAAAAUUGAAGAAGAUUGUUAUUGGGCUGAUCCUGAAAUUUAA
Molecule: messenger RNA, 978 nt
Organism: Meloidogyne enterolobii
Lineage: Eukaryota; Metazoa; Nematoda; Chromadorea; Rhabditida; Meloidogynidae
Source: the annotation of a GenBank genome assembly